Phyllostomus hastatus (greater spear-nosed bat) is the source of this 261-nucleotide messenger RNA. RefSeq names its product acyl-CoA-binding protein-like. The record is from RefSeq and is a predicted model, not a curated record. The transcript has a single exon. Gene Ontology annotation, cellular component: mitochondrion. Gene Ontology annotation, molecular function: fatty-acyl-CoA binding. NCBI's taxonomy places the organism in Eukaryota, Metazoa, Chordata, Mammalia, Chiroptera, Phyllostomidae. Gene Ontology annotation, biological process: fatty acid metabolic process. The coding region runs from base 1 to 261 and encodes 86 amino acids.
AUGUCUCAGGCUGAGUUUGACAGCGCUACUGAGGAGAGUAAGCACCUCAGGACCAAGCCAGCAGACGAUGAGAUUCAGUCCAUCCACAGCCACUACAAACAAGCAACUGGGGGUGACAUACAUACAGAACGGCCUAGGGUAUUGGGCCUCAAAGGCAAGGCCAGGUGGGAUGUCUGGAAUGAGCUGAGAGGGACUUCCAAGGAAGACGCUAUCAAAGCUUACCUCGGCAGAGCAGAGGAGCUGAAGAGGUGUGGGGUCUAA